This is a messenger RNA of Blastomyces gilchristii SLH14081, 582 nucleotides long. RefSeq lists its product as uncharacterized. The transcript has 3 exons. The coding region runs from base 1 to 582 and encodes 193 amino acids. The record is from RefSeq and is a predicted model, not a curated record. Lineage: Eukaryota; Fungi; Ascomycota; Eurotiomycetes; Onygenales; Ajellomycetaceae.
AUGCCAGUCAAAUGGACCCCGGAGAUGGAUCAACAACUGCUCCUCAAAAUCCUGGAGACUCAUGAACUAAGCGUGAAUGCCUCAAAGGUAUUGGAAGCAUGGCCUGGCAACGACCCAAAGGCGAAGCCAACUGCUCGUGCGAUUACUGAGCGUUUGGUCAAAAUCAGAUCGCGCAUCAGGACCGGCAACGGGCAAAAUCCCACCUCCACUCCACAAAAGCCAGCUACACCCAGCUCCCAUAACCGUUCGUCUGCAAAACGAAAGCGCGGAGAUGAUGCCUCGACCGGCAAAGAGACUAUCAAAACUGAGUCCUUCGUUUCUCCAACCCCGAACGCCCAGUACAUUAAACAAGAAUAUACCGACUAUUCUGACUCAUCAAUUGAUGGAAUGGCGAUGCCCGUGACCAUGUGCACCCCAUCUAAACGUGCAAGAGUUCCCUCGCUUCUGCCUUUUGGCAUGACUACAUACAGUGAGGAUACAGAUAACGAAACUCAGAACGAAAGCAGUGCCAGUGAAUUUGUCUACUCUACAAAGAUUGAAAUCAACGAUAGCUACGGCAAUAUCCAUGUUCAUGAAGGUUGA